Messenger RNA from Hyla sarda, 2710 nucleotides. Its product is annotated as oocyte zinc finger protein XlCOF7.1-like. Bases 61 to 1821 code for a protein of 586 amino acids. Lineage: Eukaryota; Metazoa; Chordata; Amphibia; Anura; Hylidae. Gene Ontology annotation, biological process: negative regulation of transcription by RNA polymerase II. The record is from RefSeq and is a predicted model, not a curated record. The transcript is spliced from 7 exons. Gene Ontology annotation, molecular function: DNA-binding transcription repressor activity, RNA polymerase II-specific; RNA polymerase II cis-regulatory region sequence-specific DNA binding.
CAGGUCCUGUAAGGACAAGGACACCACAGGUGGAGAAAACGAUCAUCUGUCCAAUCAACAAUGAAGAGAGACAGGAACAAGAUGGCCGACAGGGUCAUAAACCUCACCCUACAGAUACUCUUCCUGCUUACUGGAGAGGAUUACACAGUAGUGAAGAAGUCCUCUAGUGGGCGCUGUCGGGCCCCUGUGUGUGAAGGAUGGGGAAGAACCCUGAGCCCAAUCCCGGGGCCCCCACCUCACUCCCUGAUACAUGAGGAAAUGGAUGAACAGAAUAUCCUAGAACUGAUCAACAAGAUGAUGGAGCUGCUGACUGGAGAGGUUCCUAUAAGGUGUCAGGACGUGGCGGUCUAUUUCUCCAUGGAGGAGUGGGAGUAUGUAGAAGGACACAAGGAUCAGUACAAGGAUCAGGUGAUGAUGGAGGAUCAGCAGCCCCUCACAUCAGCAGUCAGAUCCAGUAAGAGAACAGCAGCAGAGAGGUGUCCCCGUCCUCUUCUUCCACAGGAUCAGGAUCAGCUUAUGGAUCAGGGUAAAGAUCUGAACUAUAUUAAUGCUUCAGACAUAAAGGAAGAAGAAGAGACAUAUGUGAGCGGUGAUGAUCAGUAUAAGAAGGACAUUCCUACACGAAAAAAUCUGAUCUAUAUUAAUUCUACAGACAGAAAGGAGGAAGAAGAGGAGACCGAUGUGAGCGGUGAUGAGCAGUAUAAGGAGGCCAUUCCUACAGGGAAAGAUAUGGACUAUAUUAAUACUACAGCCAUAAAGGAAGAAGAGACAGAUGUGAGCGGGGAUGAGCAGUAUAAGGAGGACAUUCCUACAGGGAAAGAUCUGAUCUAUAUUAAUGCUACAGACAUAAAGGAAGAAGAAGAAGAGACAGAUGUGAGUGGUGAUGAGCAGUAUAAGAAGGACAUUCCUACAGGGAAAGACCUGGUCUAUAUUAAUGCUACAGACAUAAAGAAAGAAGAAGAAGAGACAGAUGUGAGCGGUGAUGAGCAGUAUAAGGAGGACAUUCCUACAGGUAACCCCCAAGCAGAUUCUUGUACCAGGAGAUCAGAAGAGAAUCUUAUAUCUUCAUAUUAUAAAGCAGAUGAUGAUAUCACACAAGAUACAUAUGAAGAACAUUCCAUUAUCCCAGAUACACCCUCAGCCCUUCACAGCCAACAUCUGUCAUCUGUGAAUGUUAAGUCACAUCUUGUUGGGCAUCAGAGAAUUCACACAGGGAAGAAACUUUUUUCAUGCCAAGAAUGUGGGAAAUGUUUUAUUUUCAAAUCAGAGCUUUAUAGACAUGUGAGAAUUCACACUGGAGAGAAGCCAUUUUCCUGCGAAGAAUGUGGGAAAUGUUUUACUAUCAAACCACAUCUUGUUCGACAUGUGUUAACUCACACAGGGGAGAAGCCAUUUUCAUGCCAAGAAUGUGGGAAAUGUUUUACUCUGAAAUCAUAUCUUGUUGCACAUCAGAGAACUCACACAGGGGAGAAGCCAUUUCCAUGCCACGAAUGUGGGAAAUGUUUUACUAAGAAAUCAUCUCUUAGUGCACAUCAGGGAAUUCACACAUGUGAGAAGCCCUUUUCAUGCUCAGAAUGUGGAAAAUGUUUUAUUCUCAAAACAGAACUUAAUAUCCAUGUGAGAAAUCACACAGGGAAGAAGCCAUUUUCAUGCCAAGAAUGUGGAAAAUGUUUUAUUUUCAAAUCACAGCUUGAUAGACAUGUGAGAAUUCACACAGGAGAGAAGCCAUUUUCAUGCCAAGAAUGUGGGAAAUGUUUUAAUCAGAAAUCAAAUCUUGUUGAACAUCAGAGAAUUCACACACAAAAGAAGCAGAUUUCAUGACCAGAAUGUUGGAAAAGUUUGUUUUGUUAAAAAAACUAUUUUAUUUGGCGGAGUAAACAUGUGUGCGUUUUUUUGUGACUUUUCAUCUACCACACAAUCAGUUUGGGUUCAUUGGACGGUAAUUUAUGUGAAGUGCGACUUGAAAAGUGAAAAAAACUAAAAUAAUUGUAUCCCAUUUCUUUGUUGUGUAAAUCGUGUGGAAAUGAAUUGUUUAUUUUAUGGACAUAUAUUAUGCAAUUAAAGGGGUACUCUGCCCCAAACUUCUUCUCCCCUAUCCAAUGCAUAGGGGAUAAGAUGUUAGAUGGCGAGGGUCCUGCCGCUGGGGAGCCCUGCGAUUGCCAGCACUGCGCCCCGUCAUUCAGUGUACGGAGCAAACUCCAAUCUGUGCCCGAUGACUGUUGAUGCGGCCACCGCGCCCCCUCCAUUCACUUCUAUGGGAGGAGGCGUGACUGAUAAGUCAUAGCCGUCACGCCUCCUCCUAUUGACAUGAUUGUCACAGCGUGCUGCAAGCUUCCGCAUUCCUAACGCCGCCGCUGCCGACACAGAUUGUAAAAAAAAAAAAAUCGCCUCCCCCAAUAAAAAUUUAAAUUGUCCCUUUUUCCCAUUUCUACCCCCAGAAAGUAAUAAAAAAAAGAUUAAUAAACAUAUUUGGUAUCACCGCGUGCGUAAAUGUCCGAACUAUCAAAAUAUAAUGCUACUGAUCCCGUAUGGUGAAUGGCGUAAACGUUAAAAAAAAAAAAAAAGUCCAAAAUUGCGGCUUUUUGGUCACAUAAUAUAAAAAAAAAAAUUUCAAAUGUAUUAAAAGUUUAAUAUAUGCAAAUGUGGUACCAAUAAAAAGUACAGAUGAUGGCACAAAAAAGGAGCCCUCAUACCGCCGCUUAUACGGAAA